UACGCAUGCGCAGACCUUCGGAACCGGAAGCAGUGGAGCCGGGCAUGGCGGCGGCGGCUGAGGGUGUCCCGGGGACCCGACGUGAUGAACCUGUUCGAGACGAUGCGGUCGUGGAGACAGCUGAGGAAGCCAAGGAGCCCGCAGAGGCUGACAUCAAUGAGCUCUGCCGAGACAUGUUCUCCAAAAUGGCCACGUACCUGACUGGGGAGUUGACAGCUACCAGUGAAGACUACAAGCUCCUGGAGAAUAUGAAUAAAUUAACCAGUUUGAAAUAUCUUGAGAUGAAAGAUAUUGCUAUAAACAUUAGUAGAAACCUAAAGGACUUAAACCAGAAGUAUGCUGGACUACAGCCUUACCUGGAUCAGAUCAAUGUGAUCGAGGAACAGGUAGCAGCUCUGGAGCAGGCGGCAUAUAGGUUGGAUGCAUAUUCCAAAAAACUGGAAGCCAAGUACAAGAAGCUGGAGAAACGAUGAUGAUCAACUUCUUAUGCAGCAGUCUUUUUUUUUUUUUUCUUUUAAAUGUGGAAGAAUGCUGGAUGAGACCUGAAUGCUGAGGCUAAUGAAUUGUUCAGUCUCCUCCAUAAGGAAGCCAGGCUGUCGGGUCCUGGGAACUCUCAGUGCUAGAACGAGCCGGAGGACUGCACCUUCCUGCCGAGCCUCCCUGGAGGCCCUCCCAGCUCUUGCCUUUGACACGAAUGCUCUGUCAUCCAUGCAGGACUGAGACACUCUCUAAGUCCAGGAUGAGCCUGGGCUUGCUAAUGGAAUCAGUGUUUUCUCUGGUUGUGGUUGAGUAAUAGCUUAAUCUUAAAUGGCUGAUUGUUGAGUUACUGUGUAAAUGGUUAUUUCUUUCUGUUAGUAAUGCUAACGUAUUGUUAACAAGAGUCUAUAUUAAAAAAAAAAAAGGAAA
Messenger RNA from Ochotona curzoniae (black-lipped pika), 906 nucleotides. It is a transcript of the gene BLOC1S2, whose product is annotated as biogenesis of lysosomal organelles complex 1 subunit 2. The record is from RefSeq and is a predicted model, not a curated record. NCBI's taxonomy places the organism in Eukaryota, Metazoa, Chordata, Mammalia, Lagomorpha, Ochotonidae. Gene Ontology annotation, molecular function: gamma-tubulin binding. The transcript has 5 exons. The coding region runs from base 6 to 473 and encodes 155 amino acids. Gene Ontology annotation, cellular component: BLOC-1 complex; BORC complex; gamma-tubulin complex. Gene Ontology annotation, biological process: endosomal transport; lysosome localization.